Messenger RNA from Talaromyces rugulosus, 1632 nucleotides. RefSeq lists its product as uncharacterized. NCBI's taxonomy places the organism in Eukaryota, Fungi, Ascomycota, Eurotiomycetes, Eurotiales, Trichocomaceae. The coding region runs from base 1 to 1632 and encodes 543 amino acids. The record is from RefSeq and is a predicted model, not a curated record. Gene Ontology annotation, molecular function: transmembrane transporter activity. Gene Ontology annotation, biological process: transmembrane transport. The transcript has a single exon.
AUGGGGCUAGGGAUAUUGAACGACCGGGCAGGCUUGCACCAAGUUCCUGGGACUGUAGUGUUGACUGAGAUCAACCAGCAGACCAGGGGAAACGAUGAACAGGUUAAGCGAGGCACCGGAAGACACAAGCAUAUUAUUCUCACGCCCCAACCAUCCAAUGAUCCUAACGAUCCUCUGAAUUGGGCGUACUACAAGAAAGUCACCAUAGUGGCAAUUCUGGUUUUGGGAGCUUGUCUGAAUGCAGCUACUGUUGGCCCUCUGCUUAGUACCAGCAUUGUGGUCCUUGCGCAGGAGCUGCAGCGGCCACUGGCUGACAUCACCCUUCUCACAGGGUACAACACUGUUGUUGCUGGAGCGUCAUGUCCGUUAACUUCGGCGUUAGCUACAAAAUAUGGAAAGCGACCUGUAUUUUUGUUUUCAUCACUUGCAUGCCUCGUUGGGAGUAUCAUCGGAUCUUUCAGUCAAACGUACAACACCCUUCUUGCUGCUCGAAUUAUCCAGGGCCUCGGGUUCGCUUCAUACGAAUCGCUCACUUUCACGACUAUUGGCGACCUUUUUUAUGUCCAUGAGCGCGGGUUUUGGAUUAAUGUCAUCGCCUUCACCCUGACAGGCGUUUCAAACAUGAGCUCUAUUAUUACUGGGCCAGUCACGCUUAAUCUCGGCUGGCAUUACCUCUUCCACCUCUUAGUAGCUUUCUCUGGCUUCCAGGCGAUCUUACUUUUUUUCUUCACGCCUGAAACUACCUAUAUACGUGCUCCGAGCUUCCAUCAACAACCAUCCCUCGAUGCCGUAGAAAGUGAGAAAAGUAGUCCAACGCCUGAGCAUAUCGAGUCUGCCACUGUCUCUUUACACUCGCCACCUCCGGCUAAAACAUUCUGGCAGGAAAUGGCAAUCUGUACUGGUGUUUACAGCAACGAGAGCCUUCUCACGCUUCUCUUGGGUCCAUUCCUCUGUCUCACAAACGUUGCCGCACUCUGGAUUGUUACCACUACAGGCAUCGUCACAUCAUUCUACGUCGCCAUAUCAUACACCGUGGCCCAACUAUUCUCCGUGCUACCAUACUCACUCUCAACUGCGGAGGUUGGGUACCUCUCUGUGGGUCCCUUUCUUGGUGGCAUCAUAGGCAGUGUUCUAGUGGCGUUAACGACAGACCGUGUCAUUGUUGCAAUGACAAAGCGGAACAACGGCAUCUACGAGCCUGAAUUCCGCCUUCCAUUAGUCGCCUUUGGACUAUCAUUGACUGCCGGUCUAUGUAGUUUCGGCUCUCUUUCACAGGCUACAGGAAACAUUUAUCUAAUUGAUUUCAUGUGGGGACUUACCAUUGUCGGCAUUUGCUUCGUCACCGGACCCUGCUCGUCUUACGCAAUUGACGCCUUCCGUGGCAUGAGCAACGAGAUCUUUGUAGCCAAUGUCAUGUUCAAGAACUUCCUUUUCUUUGGGUAUAGCUACUUCAUCAACGACUGGGUUACAAGUGGUGGGCCAGCGGAUCCGUUCUACAUUUUUGGGGGUAUUAGUGCUGCCCUCAUUCUGACUACUAUUCCAGUCUAUGUGUUCGGUAAACGGUACAGGAGCUUGUGGUAUCGGCAUAACGUGAUGGAGAGGCUGAAGAUCAAAGUACCUUCUGAUAUAUAG